Thunnus maccoyii (southern bluefin tuna) is the source of this 3864-nucleotide messenger RNA. Its product is annotated as zinc fingers and homeoboxes protein 1-like. Bases 994 to 3765 code for a protein of 923 amino acids. Gene Ontology annotation, biological process: regulation of transcription by RNA polymerase II. The transcript is spliced from 8 exons. Gene Ontology annotation, molecular function: DNA-binding transcription factor activity, RNA polymerase II-specific; DNA binding. NCBI's taxonomy places the organism in Eukaryota, Metazoa, Chordata, Actinopteri, Scombriformes, Scombridae. Gene Ontology annotation, cellular component: nucleus. The record is from RefSeq and is a predicted model, not a curated record.
AUUACUUAAAUUAAUUUUCCCACAGGUAUGGUGUAUAAUACGGCAAUAAACGGCACUGCAGUGUAGUUAUUAAAAAGUAAAGUAAAAACGGUCGAUAUGAUGAACAGAAAAGCUAAACAGCCCUAACACCAGGUGUAGUGAUGCAGGGAGAGUUUGCAGAGUUGUCCUCAAGUAGCUUCAUGCUGCCCUGACAGGUCAUGUAAGGACAUAUUGGCAGACAGCCUGCUCGGGAAACGCAGAGUUUACGGCCUUCUUUACACUAUGUUACGCGCCAUAUUUGUUUCUAGACACUGUAAUAACAUUUCUUUCUAGACCACAGUAACAUAUUCUCCGAAAAUACGUUUUUGCUUUAAUUUCCUAAAAAAUUUGAGAGCACACACAGCGAGAGUCGCCGAGGAAUGACGUCAGGACGUAUCACAUAGAAUGAUGACGCCGUUUGAUCAUUAUUAUUAAAAAAAAAUCAGCCGUUAAAAAUAUCAGAGAAUUAGGUCAGCAAACUAAAACAGCACCAGCGGACAGGUUAUCAAUGUAACAGCUGUGCUUUUGUUCAGGUAGCUUUGUAAAAGACGUGACCGGGGCAUGAAAUAACCUGUUUCCAGAAGAGGAGAGAGAGGUGUCCGGUGUUUUCAGCAUCUGCAGCCGGGAGCCGGAGCCGUUAGACCGGUCCGUCCGUCUGUCUGCCUCCGCUGCGGGGUUCUUAGGAGACCCGUAAGCCCAAAUAACGUAAACGCUGCUCGGGCUGGGGCUGAAUGGUUUAACCGGGGGAGAAGGAGAAACCUCGACAGAUACUACCAGAGGCAGGAAAUUACUCCUCGCCUCGUUUCGUCUCGUCUCGACAGCCUGGUAGCAGCACAGUCACAUUUCUGUACUUCCACAAUUCCUAAUUCAAGGACUCUAUCAUGUAAGCACAACCACCUAAGACAUGUGAGCCUCGACACUUCUGUCACAGAUCUUCUUUUGACCUGAGUAGAAGUUACCAGAGUUGGGUUGACAAUGUCGAGCCGUCGGAAGUCAACCACACCUUGUAUGGUGCUGCCCUCUGAUGUGGUGGAGCAGGAGGAGGUGGAGGAGAAAAUAGAAAGGACAAAGGAGGAAGAGGCGGAGGGGGAGGAGGGGAAGGUGAAGGAGGGAGUAGAGGAGGGGCCAACUGCUGAGGAGCUGGGUCAGGCGGUGGUGGUUGUCCCCACCCCACCAGACACAGAUGAGCCCAGUGUGUCCACCAUAGAAGACAGUGAAGUCCUUGCUCCCUCGCUGAAGCGCAGCGCCACAAACCCUCCUGAGGAUCCGAACAGUGACCAGUCGACCCAGGACCAGCAGUGUGAUACCCCCGAGGAGGGAGGAGCAGACCCCGCAACUGUAGCCGCCAUCUCUCUCAGCAAGACCCCCAUCAUGAGGAUGAAGACCAAAUCUGAGCCCAAGAGGAUCGCCGUGUCCUUGAAAUCAGCAGAUGAGGUGGCGGAAGGUUUUGGAGGAGGCGGUGAGGGAGAGGUGGGAGGAGAGCAGGAACCCAUCGAAGCUCCUCUGGGGCCGAUGACGCCUGUGGAGAUGCUGCUGCAUGACUCCAUGAAGCUCGGAGGAGGCGGCUUGCUGGUCAGCCAGCCCUCGGAGCAGCAGAGGAAGUCAUCCAUUUUAAACCCCACAGUUCUGCCUGCUGGCCUGGCACAGGUGCUUUCUGCUUUUCAGGCCCAGCAGACUGCAGCAGCAGCUCAGCCCCAGCUGCUGAUCCCUCUCAGUAGCAUCCCGUCUUACAGUGCAGCUAUGGACACCAACCCUCUGCUGGGCAGCAUGUACAAGAAGUUUCCCUACCCCUCCAUGGCCGAGAUCAGCAGCCUGGCAGCACAGACGCAGUUCACAGAGGAGCAGAUCAAGGUAUGGUUCUCUGCCCAGCGGCUGAAACAUGGCGUCAGCUGGACUCCAGAAGAAGUGGAGGAGGCCAGGAGGAAACAGUUCAACGGCACAGUGCACACGGUGCCUCAAACCAUCACUGUCAUACCUGCUCACCAACUCUCAGCAGCUGCCAAUGGUCUGCAGUCAAUUCUUCAGACCUGCCAGAUAGUGGGCCAGCCUGGCCUGGUGUUCACACAGGUUGGCCCAGGAGGGAACCUUCCAGUUACCAGUCCCAUCACCCUGACAGUGGCAGGGCUGCCCAGCCAGUCCCAGAGCUCCAGCAGAGUUUCCUGCCAGCCCACCCCGACAAACAGUGAGCUCAAACGGGCUACCACUGUCCAGCCUCCCUCCCUCUCUCCACAGGAGAACUCAGCCCUGAGCGCUGACACAUUCAGUAUGCGGCCUAAGAAGUCCAAAGAGCAGCUAGCAGAGCUGAAAGCCAGCUACCUUAAAAACCACUUUGUCAGUGAUGCCGAGAUCGCCCGUUUGAUGAAGCUCACCAACCUGACAAAGGGAGAAAUCAAGAAAUGGUUCAGUGACACGAGGUACAACCAGCGCAACUCCAAAAACAGCCAUGUCAUCGUUUUCCAUGACGGAGGGGGCAGAGGAGGCGGCAGCUGUAGUAGCACUGCUACCACCACCAUUGUCAUUGACUCAAGCGACGAGACACCCACAUCUCCUCAUCCUCCCCGCACGCCUCCCGUGAAGGAGAAGGAGACGCGACCCAAAACAUGGAAUCCAUUCCCAGACUUCACUCUGCAGAAGUUUAAGGAGAAGACGCCGGAGCAGCUGGUGGUUCUGGAGGAGAGUUUUGAGAAGAGCAGCACCCCAUCAGAUGAAGAAUUGAGCCGCCUGAGGACAGAGACUAAACUGACACGCAGGGAGAUCGAUGCCUGGUUCACCGAGAGACGAAAAAUGCCAUCUGUGAGCACCUCCUCCCCAGAUUCUGAGGGAGGAAAGAUGGAGACAGACGGAGGAAAAGCAGGAGAAGGUGGAGGGAAAGGAGGAGUUGCCUCUUCUUCUCCCUCUGCUUCCUCUUCUCGUAAAGGCAGUCAAACUCCUCCCGGUGGGCGCAGUAAGCAGCUGCCCACCACGAGCAGUACCAACAGAGACUUAAAAGAUAAGAGUAAAAAGUCUCCGGAGCAGCUUCAUAUUCUGAAAAGUGCCUUCGUGCGGACCCAGUGGCCCACUCCAGAGGAGUACGACCAGCUGGCAGAGGAGAGCGGCCUUACUCGGUCCUACAUUGUCAGCUGGUUUGGGGACUCUCGGUACUCCUGGAAAAACGGGAACCUGAAAUGGUUCUUCCAGUACCAAAGCGGCAAUGUCGAGGGGCCAAAUGGUGGAGGAGGCAAUAAAAUAGGAAGCAGCGGCGCUCGAAAAAGACGGGGCCGUAAUCGUGGUUGGGGGCGGUCCCGAACCCGGAAGCAGCCAAGGAGGUCUGCCUCCUCCUGUGCAGAUGUAGACAAAUCUCCCCUGUCGAAGAAAUUCAAGACUGGGCGUGAGUUCCUGAAGGAGUACUACCUGAAGCACCGCUUUCUCAAUGAGCAGGACCUGGAUGAGCUUGUCACUAAGACCAACAUGAGCUAUGAACAGGUGAGGGAGUGGUUUGCCGAGGUCCAGCGACGCUUGGACAUGGGGUCAGAUCCCUUCCUGGAGCCGACUGUAGGGAGGACGGACGGAGAGGAGGGAGGUGAGGAGGAGAGAGAGGAGACGCAGGGAGAGGCGUCGACGGCCACCGAGGAACAGACCGGCACCGGGAUGGGAGAUGAGGAUGAUGACGAAGAAGAUGAGGAGAAUGACGGCGAUGAUACAGAUGACAGUGAGGUUUGGGAGCCGUCACGCAGCGUCAGGAAAUCCUUGUCGGUAUCUGAAGACUAGUGAAUGUGGAAAGCGCAGAAUGUUACACGAGAAAUACUGUUGUGAUUAAUGCUGGAAGAGCUGUAACAGUUAGCUGAACCAAGUCUUUGUUGCCACUGA